Molecule: messenger RNA, 3768 nt
Organism: Mizuhopecten yessoensis (Yesso scallop)
Lineage: Eukaryota; Metazoa; Mollusca; Bivalvia; Pectinida; Pectinidae
Product: solute carrier family 52, riboflavin transporter, member 3-B-like
Exons: 3
Coding region: 995-2296 (433 amino acids)
Biological process (GO): riboflavin transport
Cellular component (GO): plasma membrane
Molecular function (GO): riboflavin transmembrane transporter activity
Source: RefSeq, a predicted model, not a curated record
CAUAUACUUUUCACCUUGUAUUUUAUAUAAACUCCUGUAUGUGAUUACAGGUAAAUUAUUUAUGAAACAUUGAAACCAAGUUGAUCAACUGAUUGAAUGUUAUAACUCAUCAACUUAUGUAUCUCAUACAGAAAAAUAACCAAUAUGUGAAUAUAGUCACCAACUUAAUCAGUAAGAGGGUUAAAUAUUUAUAAUGCAACAACAUUCUGUGAUAUAAACUAGUUGAUUUCUUCAUAAAAUAUGUUAUGAUGACGUCAUUGUUCAUGCGAUGCAUUAUAUAUACCCAUAGUGUAUAUAGAUGAAUUUGAACCAGAACUUCGUUUUGACUGCAUGCCUUUCUAUUUCUGAAUAAGUUUUUAAACUCCUUAGUUAGAUUAAAGUUUAGAGAAAACACUAAUAAUGAUAGUGAUACAAUGUAAUAAUAUUAACAUAUCAAAAUCAUAUUUGAUGUACCUGUAACAUUUGUGAGAAUAGUUUAGAUCGCUCGUGGUAUACAAUCCUAUUGUUAUUAAAGAAAUAACACUGAUAUUGUAAUUAAUACAAAUAUUCGAAUUACCUAGUUCAGUUUCAGAAAACCAAGUAUGCAUCAUUAUAUAAACAUGAUUACACAACUAGGUAACAACAUGUGAAACCCAUAAACUUUACCAAACAAAUCACAUAUCAAUUGCGAUGAAUAAGUUGGAAAUCGACUCACGCAGAUACCGUGUUAUCAGCAGACAUGCACUUUAACGACUACCUGUUCCGGUUGUUUUACAUAACGUUAUCUUCAUGACGUUAUUUACACAGCGACAGAUAAGCGAUACUAAACAAAUAACUACAACACUAGGCAUUCCCAUACACAUAUAGAAAUGAUGAUAACCAGAGACGACGAUAGCCGGAUCUACUCUAUACAAUGAGAAUGUGGAAACAGAAAAUAUGAAGAGGAUUGGACGAUCUUAUUUCUCAGACACAGGAUUUUGAUAAAAGCAAACAACCAACGAAACGACUUUCUAAGAUGAAGAGUUGUAAUGGAUGUCGUAAUGGCGACGUUAAUUUCUUCGUGUAUCUCGUUGUUAUCUUAUUCGGCGUGGGGUCAUGGGUAGCGGUCAAUGGUGUUUGGGUAGAAUUACCCAUCAUGGUCCCAAGUUUACCAGAAGGGUGGAAACUUCCAUCGUAUCUGACAGUAAUCAUCCAACUGGCGAACAUCGGUCCACUCCUUGUUAUGUUGGCAUAUCUGUGUUGCAAGAACAAACUGAAUGAGAAAGUCAUUGUUUAUGGCAUUCUGAUAAUCGGAGCUGUAGCAUGUGUGCUGAUGGCUUUUUUCUGGGAUCAAACAUCAACAUUAUUCGGUGAGGAGCAUAGUGUGGCUUUAUUUGUCCUUGACUUUUUCCUUUCAUUUGUUGACUGUACAUCGUCUGUGUUAUUUCUGCCAUUCAUGGCAUUAUUUCAUGUUAAGUACAUGACAGCGUUGUACAUCGGGGAAGGACUCAGUGGACUUUUGCCUAGUUUAGUAGCCCUUGGACAAGGAGUGGGCAAGAUGACUUGUCAAAAUAUAUCUGAUGUUAACCAAACAACAAACGUUUCCUAUUUUCACAUAAAACCUGUCUACCAAGAGCCUUCAUUUCCAUUCGAGUACUUUUGUUUCUUUCUGUGUGGUAUGAUGUUUGUGUGCGGUGUGGCAUUUACCUUACUUAACUAUCUUCCUUAUUGUAAAAAGGAACACGUCACGCACAAAUUUACAACUGCUAAAGAAAUGUAUGAUCUCAGUGAACAAAAUGAAUCGUCAGUGAAGGAGGCUUCCAAAAGCAUCAACCCUGCAAACUUUGCAUUCUAUCUGUUUCUCAUAACAGUGAUAAACAGUUUAACUAACGGUGUCCUAGCAGGAGUCCAGUCUUACUCUUGUAUACCGUACGGAAACGACGCCUACCACCUGACAGUAACGCUCUCCAAAAUUGCUAAUCCGGUCACGUGUUUUGUGGCCUUUCUUCUUCCGGUCGCAUCAACCAUAGUUAUAACAAUCUAUGUUACAAUAGCAACAGGGAUAUCGGCUUACAUCAUAUUGAUGGCUAGUCAAAGUCCAACUCCUUGGUUGUACGACGAUGCGGCCGGUCCACCACUAAUGAUAUCGGCCUGGGUGAUUAUGGGAUCCUUAAUGACGUUUUCUAAGUUGUCCAUCGCCUCAAUCCUUAGACAGGAAGGAAAGCGGGCCCUGAUAUGGUGUGGAGCAGUAACUCAGAUAGGCUCGCUUAUCGGUGCUGUUCUUAGCUAUGUAUUAGUGAACGUUUUGACCUUAUUUGAAAGUGCACCCGUCUGUUGAAUAUAUAUAUAUAUAUGUGUAUAUAUUGACUCUUUAAGGUGUUAUUACUAUAUUUAUUUUUAUAGAUAGUUUUUCGAUUGUGAAUAUCAAGUACAUUUUAUAUCAACCUGCAAGUACAUGUCUCAUUGUGAAUUUUGUUUCGUAGCUCCAAUAAUGAUUUAUUUAAUGCUGCCGUGCUUUAUGUUAUAUUAUUCGUCGUCUUUUAAAAUAAAGGUACAGAGUACAAAUAAAGGAACAAUGUACCAAAAGAAAUCGAUAAAAAUAGGAAUAUGAUCAUCUUUAAGAUGUUAUUAAUUAAUACCUAUAGAAACAAAAUGACUAAUACAAUAUAUUGCAUAUGUAAAAGUUUUAAUUCUACUUUUAUAGAAAAUAUGUUAAAUUCGCAACCAUUGUAUGCUUUUCAAACUGCAGACGCUUGACACUUGCAUUUACUCGGAAAAUGGGUAAAAUCAGAGGUGAUAGCUGGUGGUUGUGUAUGAUGGAGACAGACUAAUAAUAGCCUUAUAGUGAACUCAUUGAGUGUUAGAUAUGCGAGAACGAUAUGUACACAUGUGGUAUGGAAGUCUUCAUUGAAAAUGCAUCUGUGGUAAUAUCAAAAUAAACGAUUUUUAGCGGAUAAGAUCUAUGUCUGAAUUAAGAGUCGUUAUAACUUUAAAUUACUCGUUGUGUGUACUUUUUCGCGAAUCAUUCCUGUAGACGUUAUCUGCGAAUGGUACAAUUUGCUAUUAAGAUGGCGAUAUAUCAAAGAUGAUAGUAAUUAUCAAUGGCAUUGAAUUUUCACAGAAUUUGUCAUAGAAAAUUUCAAUUCGUGAGCAAGUCUUUGCGUGAAAUAAUGCAAAAAAUGAUGUCUCGCGAAAUAAGAUGAGUUACAGUAUAAAACAAAACAAAAUUGUUAUAACGAGUAAGACACGCCCAUGUUUACUGGGCUACUUUAAUACGUGUUACAUCAUUGUGUAUGGAGUCAUUCCAAGCCACCACAUUAUAUAUCUUGUUUUAUCUAUGCACAUUAAUACGAUACUCAAGCAUUUAUCCUAACAGAUAACCUAACUGAUUUAAACAGAUUUAUGCAUGAAGUGACAUCUGACAUAUUUUAAGGCACUUUGCCCGAGUAAGACCCCUGCUUUGUGUAUGCUGUACGAGUAUGUAGCAUACAAGCUACAAAGCGUACCAAGUUAACAACAGUGUGGAAGUGUUGGCCGUUCAAUUAGCAUAUCCGAUUAUACAGUCCAUAGACAGUUUGUCUUCCUCACGAUUGACUUACUACAUUGUAUAUGACCUUCAUACUGGGGUUCAGUUUUACCUUCGAUAAUCAUACAACUGAAUUAUUGUCGUUAGAAAUGAUAUCAUUUCAAGACAUAAGUCUACAAAUAUUGUAUUCUGUAUAUUAAUCAUAAGUGAGCUGCAUUGUAUUUGACUCUUGUUGAUUAAAUAUCAUAAUAAAAGAAUUUGGCAGGCUUUUUGUCGAAAGGCUU